Messenger RNA from Salvia splendens (bonfire salvia), 2844 nucleotides. RefSeq lists its product as uncharacterized. Bases 16 to 531 code for a protein of 171 amino acids. The transcript has 2 exons. The record is from RefSeq and is a predicted model, not a curated record. NCBI's taxonomy places the organism in Eukaryota, Viridiplantae, Streptophyta, Magnoliopsida, Lamiales, Lamiaceae.
CUUCUCAACCGAUUAAUGGCGGCUUACGCAGCUCUACUUUCUGUUAUGAAUACCGUUGAUCACAUCCAAAACCACCCUCAACUUUCAACUUCUCUUGAUCAUUCCACAAUUGAGUUACUCCUCGGAAACAUUUGCUUCUUCCUAGAUUUUAUAGAAACUUAUUCUUCUCAUGGAGGUAUCAACGAGCCUGCCGAUGAUUUGGAGAACCAGAUUGCAACUGCAGCUCAUGCGGCUGAAGAUGCAGUCGAAUCCCACGCCAUUUCUCAAUUUCGUGAUAGUGGUGACUCUCGAGAUCUGCACAAGGUAAUUGUAGCAAUGGAUCUUCUCAGAGAUAAGACGUUGAAGGUGAAAGAGGAAAGGGGAUUGAAACAUCAUCAGCCAACUCCUAAUUCGUCAAAAUCCCCAAUUUCUGGAGAGACACUUACGGUUGGAUUUGAUCACAACUCAACAAAACUCCUGGAUGUGCUUACCGGAAAUGAGUCCAGCCGCCAAAUCAUCUCAAUCGUCGGCAUGGGCAGAAUUGGAUUAUAAUUUGUCAAGUAUUUUCCUAGGGCUUCUUUCUCACCUAAAGGAACUCACUAGCACUAUUGAAAUGGUUGCCGAUGAAAGAGAUGAGUAUCGAUUAGGAGAGCGAUUGUAUAAAACUUUGGUGGGUAGGAGAUAUUUGGUUGUGUUGGAUGACAUGUGGAGUGUUGAAGUUUGGGACAAGAUAAAGUUCUAUUUCCCUGAUAAUGGCAAUGGGAGUCGCCUCGUUUUCACUACUAGGUUUUCUGAUUUGGCUGUAUAUUGUAGAUCAGUUUGUGUUAGGAUGAAUCUUUUAAAUGAGUAUGAAUGUUGGGAGCUAUUAUGUGUGAGGGUAUUUGGACAUGAAGAUUGCCCCGUUGAACUAGAACAAAUUGGAAGAGAGAUUGUUGCAAUGUGCAAAGGGCUUCCUCUGUCGGUUACUGUGAUUGGAGGGCUUCUUCAAAAGUCAGCUAAGACAGUUGAAUAUUGGCAGGAUGUGUUAGUGAAUAUAAGAUCAGUUUUCAGUUCAGGAGAGGGUGACCAUUGCUUAAAUGUGUUGUAUUCAAGUUAUAGCCAUUUGCCUGCUCAUCUAAAGCCGUGUUUUCUUUACAUGGGGAUGUUUAAAGAGGAUUCAGAGAUUCAAGUCACGCAACUCACCAGACUUUUGGUUGCAUAGGGGUUUCUAAAACCAAAAGGUAAUCGAGUCUCGGAAGAGGUUGCGGAGGAUUACUUGAAGAAUCUCAUUGAUAGGAACCUCGUUGAAGUUGGUCAGUUACAUGAGAAUGGAAAAAUUAUAUCUGUUCAGAUUCAUGAUCUUGUAAGAGAUCUAUGCAUAAGUAUAGCAGAGAAAGAGAAGUUUUGUCCUGAUGGGAGAGUUUGGUUUACGAGCAAGGAUUCUUGCGUAGAAGAUGUGUUGCAGAAGUGUAAGCUGCGUUUCUUUGCUUACAGCACACUGUCUUAUAACUCCUUGUUCGUGCUUCCUUCUUCAAUAUCCUUGCUUUGGAAUCUGCAAACAUUGAUUUUUGGAGGAAUAGGAUAUUGUCUAGUUAAUGCACCAGUUGAAAUUUGGAAUAUGUCACAACUUAGGCACGUUGUGUGCAACAACAUUCAUCUACCCGAUCCUUCACCAAGUGAGGGGGGGGAUGGCUUUUGCAUUUUGAGAAACUUGCAAACACUCGUGGGAGUAGUGAAUUUCAGAUGGAGCGAGGAGGCGUGCAAGAGAAUCCCCAGCGUCAAGAAAUUGCACGUGAGGUUUGAUGAUGGCUUCGCAGGUUAUGAAGAUUGCUUGUGCGUAGUGUAUCCCAGAAUUUCCGGUGUUUACAUAAGCUUGAAUCGCUGAAGAUACACUUCCCUUUCUGUAUAUCGCGAUAUCCUAUGGAUCUGCUGAGCAAGAGGCUCGGUUUCCCCACUUGUCUAAACAAGCUGCAUCUGAUAAACUGUAGUCUUACUCGAGUAGACCUGGCAACGAUUGGUUCGUUGCCCCAUCUGCAAGUUAUUGAGCUAGAACACAUUUCUGUUUUGGGAGGUGAGUGGAGCGCUGUGGCUGGUGAUUUUCCUUGUCUCAAGUAUUUGAGAAUCAACAGCUGUGAUCUCGUGUAUUGGGGUGUAGAGGCCUCUGCUUUUGGAGUUCUUGAGAGGCUCAUUGUGGAGGAUUUGUGGCAGUUGAAAGAGAUCCGUGCAGAGAUGGGAGAAAUAAACACACUUAAUCUCAUUUGUGUGCAUCACUGCUCCGAGUCUGCGGCCAUUUCAGCAAUGGAGAUCAAGAGAGCUUUGGGAACGAUGGCCAUGGGAUUCAAGUCAACAUCUCUUUCGUCGCCGGUUAUGGUUUUCUGAUAUGGGCGAAAGAAGAGGGCUUACCCAUCGAUGUUAUUCGACACAGGCCCUUUUGAUUGUCUGCACAAGAGCUACAAAUGGCAAAUUUACUUGAUGUAAGUUGUGUCCCACAUCGAAAAGUGGAGAGGAGUGUAGUAAGAGUGAGUGAGGUAUAAAUAAAGGGGGAGGGAAGAGGAGGAAAGUUGCCUUAAACUAAUGAGUAAGGAAAACAAAGCGGAAGGUGAGAACCAGCCGCCGCAUCUCUAAUAAUGGUGCAUGAAUUUAUGGAGGGGUAAUAGGCUGGUCGCAGCGUAGACGCUGCCUCUUUUGCAGAACUCGCUCAGGCGGGCCUCCCAAUACCCACCCCCAAUUUCAGUUUAAUAUUUUCUCUUAUUAAUUAAAUCAUUAAUUAGAACUGGAAUAUUUAUUAUUAAAUCUUUAUUUUUUUUAAGGUAAUGAAUGUAUUUGUUGACUAGUGAUCAUAUACUGUUGUUGAUUACUUGAUUUAAUCAUAAAAUAUUUAUUAAU